This is a messenger RNA of Lontra canadensis (Northern American river otter), 1348 nucleotides long. It is a transcript of the gene PHETA1, whose product is annotated as PH domain containing endocytic trafficking adaptor 1. The record is from RefSeq and is a predicted model, not a curated record. Lineage: Eukaryota; Metazoa; Chordata; Mammalia; Carnivora; Mustelidae. Gene Ontology annotation, cellular component: trans-Golgi network; early endosome; recycling endosome. Gene Ontology annotation, biological process: endosome organization; retrograde transport, endosome to Golgi; receptor recycling. The transcript is spliced from 3 exons. The coding region runs from base 231 to 929 and encodes 232 amino acids.
AUGCCAGGCACUGGAAUUCAGGCAGGAAACCCCUGCCCUCCCAGAGUAGGCAGAGACGACUCAGAUGUGGAAAAGGAGGCCCAGAGAAGCUUAAAGGUUGCCUGGCUCACACGACCUGAACACUACAGAGCUGACAUUUGAACCCAGAGAAGAGCAAGCCGACACCAGACUGGGCAGAGGGCAGGGAGGCAAGUGGUUGCCUGAGAGGGACAGGCCCCUGCGCGGCCGCCAUGAAGCUGAACGAGCGCAGCCUGGCCUUCUACGCCACGUGCGACGCGCCGGUGGACAACGCGGGCUUCCUGUACAAGAAGGGCGGCCGGCACGCGGCCUACCACCGCCGCUGGUUCGUGCUGCGCGGCAACAUGCUCUUCUACUUCGAGGACCCGGCCAGCCGCGAGCCGGUGGGCGUCAUCAUCCUGGAGGGCUGCACGGUGGAGCUGGUGGAGGCCGCCGAGGAGUUCGCCUUCGCUGUGCGCUUCGCAGGGGCCCGGGCGCGCACCUACGUGCUGGCCGCCGAGAGCCAGGCCGCCAUGGAGGGCUGGGUGAAGGCGCUGUCGCGGGCCAGCUUCGACUACCUGCGGCUCGUGGUGCGCGAGCUGGAGCAGCAGCUGGCCGCCAUGCGGGCCGGGGACUGUCCGCACCCUCCGCGCCGCCCGCGCGCGCUCCCGCCCAAGGAGAACGGCUGCGCCGUGUGGAGCGCGGAGCCCCCGGCCGCCAGCCCCGCCCCCAGCCCCGCCCCCAGCCCCGCGGGCGCCUCGGCCGCCGGCUCCCCGCCGGGCCCUGCUCCGCCGCCUCUCCCUCCCCGGCGGCGGGCUUCGGCGCCCAACGGGCCCCUCCGCGCUGGCUCCUUCGCCCAGCUGCACGAGCUGUAUGGGCAGGAGGUGAGGGCGCUGAGGAGCCAGUGGCUCAGGAACCGGGCCCAGCCCUGACGUCACCCCAGUGGUGGAGGAGCUGGUUCCAGCGGGACCCCAGCCCCAGGCCUCGCUCUGACAGGCGCUGCCCUGGGAGACCAGGGUGGAGGGGUUCCUGAGGGAAGUCAGGGUGGCCUGGUUUCCGGGACCCGGCUCCGAGGGGUGCUUUAGGACUGUGGGACUCAAAGGGGGCCCUGUACCUGCUUCUAGGGAGCCUCCGGGGCCUCGGUGAGCCUCAAGAAGCCAGAGUCCUGGUAUCCAGGGAACUCUGGCCCCAAGCCGGCCGGAGUCACCCAGCAAAGGCCUGUUGCUGUUAACAGGCCCCCACUGGGGUGACUGGGACCACGUGAGGAUCUGGGGCCUGAAAGGCAAUGCCCACUCAGCCCUGGUUCUGGCCGCUGGGACUGGCCCUGGACGUGGACAGAGAGAAGCCUUGA